Stereum hirsutum FP-91666 SS1 is the source of this 399-nucleotide messenger RNA. RefSeq lists its product as uncharacterized. The transcript has 2 exons. NCBI's taxonomy places the organism in Eukaryota, Fungi, Basidiomycota, Agaricomycetes, Russulales, Stereaceae. The coding region runs from base 1 to 399 and encodes 132 amino acids. The record is from RefSeq and is a predicted model, not a curated record.
AUGCGUUUCUCACUCACUCUCCUCGCUGUUAUCGCCUCCGCCGUCGCCGUCUUCGCCUCUCCCGCCGCUGAGAACUCUGAGGGAGGCAUCUACAAGCGAGGUAUACACCUGUCUCCAUUCAAACCUCUCGCCCGACGACCUCCAGCCUGUCCGAGUCCACUAACCAGUCCUCUUUCCUCCCUAGGUGGCCCAGAAAUCUGCACGUCCAACCUUGACGGCUCAGGCGAGACCGACGAGCAGGUCACGAAGGACUGCUGCGCCGCCGUCAACCAGCAGGCGUACUUCAACGAGGCGGAGAAGCAGUGCCAGCCAUACGGUGGACACCUCGGCAACAGCGUCGACACGGGUGCUAUGGUCCAGUGCUGUUCUAGCAGGGGUCGCGGGAGCAAGGCUGUCUAA